Messenger RNA from Glossina fuscipes, 1946 nucleotides. RefSeq names its product mucin-5AC-like. The record is from RefSeq and is a predicted model, not a curated record. The transcript is spliced from 2 exons. Lineage: Eukaryota; Metazoa; Arthropoda; Insecta; Diptera; Glossinidae. The coding region runs from base 95 to 1816 and encodes 573 amino acids.
AAAAUUGUAAUUUUAAAAAUAUCAUAAAUUAACCGAAUCAGUUUCCAAACAGAUUUCUUAGUGUAAACAUUGAUUUUUGGUGAAUCUCUUGAAAAUGGGUUAUGGCUUUAGGAUAACCUUAACGAUAGUUUUUUUAGUUAAGCUAUUAAGCUUUACGGAAGGCUUCUAUCGUCAUCCAGAUGCAGAGAUGGUACCUAGCAACGAUAAUGAUGGCGUUAAUUUUCAUGAGCAAAUGAUUUUGGAAGCUGCCGUUAGACGAGGAAUGGAUCCGGAAGCAGUUUUAACUGUUCUGCGUACUGGACAACCUGUGACUAAAAAACAAACGGAUCCGAAUGGCACCACAAAGACAACGACUUACUCUCUUGGUCCUGACGGCACUAUAAACAGCAAAACUCAUAUACAGUAUGUAUCGAGACACCGCGCCCGACCUAUGCCUAUUCCUUCCCACACUAACCCGUGGCUACAAAACCCAAGAGCGCAUCCGCCGGGUAGAACCCAUGUUCAGACAUUCAUAGGACCUAAUGGUGAAAGGGGUAUUGUAAGAAGUUGGUCUUCUGGGCCGGAACCAAUACCGGAACCGGAGCCAGAAGUACCUGAAACACCUACACACCCGGAAGAAAACUACUGGCCUAAUUUCAAUUUUGGCCCCGAAACUAAACCUUGGGAGCCUACUCCUGAAGAGGAAGAUCCUGAAUGGAAAAUUUUUGACGAUGAUUUUGAAGAGCAGACCACAACCCCAAACCAAGUUAAACCUACAACCAUGAAAACUUGGAGUUGGCCUGAUUUAAAGCAUAUGCCACGCACAACUACACCAAGUAGCACAACAACCACAACAUCAACAACAACAACAACGACAUCAACUACGACAUCGAAACCAAAAAUUGAGAAAACUACUCCGAAGUUACCAAGCUUAGAGGAGUUUUUAGAACAACAAUAUGGUUCGAAAGCAACCACCACAUCUACAGCGACCCCAGCAGAACCUCUAACCACCACAUCAAAAAAUAAGGAAGAAGAAGAGACGGAAGAAACUACACCACAACCAACGACCGCUGAUCCCAUAACUACUACUUGCAAACCAGAAACAGAAGAUGAUGGAAAAGAGAAGUUUGGAAGCGAAAAACCUCCCAAGAAUCCUACAACAUCUGAGAGUGUUACGCCAGCGUUCGCAAAAGAUAAUCCGGAAACCACGACCGAAAAGCCCGUACAAAACAUAAAUGUCAACGAUCUCCCCGUCAAUGAAAUUCUUUUCAAUGGUCAGCCUAUAGACGAAAGCUUUCUUAAGGCAUUACCGCCAGAGUUAAGACCCCAACCAUUACCUGGACGAACCGUAUCAAUUGAAUAUAUUCCGCAGACUCUAAGAUCAGCACUGCAAACCGAUCCUGAACUAUUGAUGAAACUAAAAAGAGCCGGAAUUAAUCCUGAAGGUGUAAUUCACGUUGAAGGUAAUAUUAUAACCAAUAUGGCAAUUCAACCAACGGGUCGGGCAAUAGUCACCACAAGCAGAUUACGUCCUGAUCCUCCCUAUAGAGAUACACAUACCUACGACUUUUUUGUACCGUCGUUAUCUCGACCUUACAUUUAUUCUCGCCUACAACCCACUUAUUUAACACGACCAAAUAGUAUCGAACAAUUUUUAACUAAAUUCGAUUUAUCUAAAUCCUUAAUUUACGCUAACAGCGGUAAAAUGGUAAAAAAAUACAUAGAUGAUGAGGGUUGUGUACUAACGGCAACUUUUGCUUUAAGCCAGCCAAGGGUAUUUGAUGGCUAUAAUCCAGGGCCUUACGAUGAAGCGAUUCCUAAGGAGCCGAUUAAAUAAAUUGACUUCCAAAAGUUUCUUCUUGAAAAAAUGUGAUAAACGAAACCUAAAACGAAAGCAUUUGUUAAUUGCAGAAAAGAAUCAAAAUUUUGGCAAUAAAACAACAAUAAAAAUCUUUUUUAUUUUUAAA